CCAUUUCCCUUUUGAAAUCGCGAGUUACAUAAAACCCGUCUUGGAAAGCGGGAAACUCAUCCAGUUUGAAUUUAAAAAAGCACUGAGAAAAAAGCAAAAGGAAAUCAGACCGAUUUUUCGAGAAAGAAAAGAAAAUUAGAACAUCGAAAGCAAAAAUCGAAUUUAAUUUCAUCGAAAGUAAAUCAACAAUCAACAAUCUCCCUCUCAGAAGGUUCUGAAUUUUCUGAGUUCUCUCCAUAGCCAAGCCAACUUCGCGUUGGCGCGAAAAAGAGAUGGAUUAUUAUGCGAUGAAGAGGAAGCAACUUCAAUCACUCUGUAAACAGCACGGAAUUCCUGCAAAUUUAAGGAACACUGAAAUGGCCCAUAAGCUUACUUUGCUUCUCAAGGAAGAUGAAAAACUCAGUGAGCCAGUCUGUAAAAAUUUAGAAGAAAAUGAAGGGGGAAUUGAUGCUGAGGUUGAGACAAAGAAGGUGAAGAAAGUAAAGUUCAGUCCAGAAAAUCAAACGUUUUACUUUGUGGGUACGGAUAAUGACUCAAACUCGGAUUGUGAUUACAAUCCAAAGAAAAAACAGGGGAGAAAGAGGAAGUCCAUGGUUGUUAAGAAGGUUCAGGUUUUUGAAAUUUCCAGAGGACUCGAACACUCUCACAAAAUUAUUGACUCCCCAGGUAGAGUUACAAGGUCCAGAGCACAAAAAAUGGAUGAAGGCAAUGCAGAAGCAGUUUUUUCACCUCUUCCUGGGAAGAAGAAAUUGACAAAUCGAGUGAAAAAGGUUGAUAGCUGUGAUAAGCCUCCUCCGGAGGUUGAGUUUAUUGAGAGAGUGGAUAGUAAUGCGGAACAUGCUAAUUUGAAUGGAGGGUUGAUUCAAAGGCAGUUGAGAAGCAGGGUGGUGGUGAGUGGUGAUGGUGGAAAUUCACUGGUUUUGAGGAAGAAUCUAGUGCCAAGGGGUUCAAAGAAACCCAAACAAAAUAAAGGUAGUGAUGGGGAUCUUUUAUCAACUGAGACUUACGAAGAAAAUGUCCCUGUAGAAAAAGGUAUUAAACCUGAAAAAGUCCAGAAGCAAUGUAAAGGAAAUGUCACAAAGGUUGAAGGCUCAAGUGUUCUGAGUGAAAAAUCGGGGAAAACUGAUCUUGGUGGUAGUAGGAUCACACGGUCUCGGACUCAGGUUGGAGGGAAUAGUUCUGGAGUUGAAAGUAAAACAGAUAUUCUCGAAGUUCAGGAAAAGGGACAAGAAGUGCUUCAACUUGAAGAAACCUGUAAGGGCCUAGAUAGAAAGCAUUUGAGGCGGAAGUCUGCUGUACCUCUGAAGAGGAGUCUGGAAGGUGCCAACCUUGCUAAUGAAGCUGUUGUACCUGGGAAGACCCUGAGGAGGUCAAAACGAAAUUUAGCCAGGGACAGAGACUCUGCAUGUGGGCCAUUGGCAGAAACCAAACUUGUUGGUAGGAGCGAAAAGUCUAAAACGAAGUUUAUGGGAAAACCUUCAGGCCAAGAAAAAUGUGAACUUGAAGAACCAUCAAAGGACGGGCAGAAAAUUCCUGUGUUCCAGAAGGGCAAGGAACUGGCGAAAGGUGAUACUAGAAAAAGACCAAGGAAUAUAGAUUUGGAAAGAGCUUCCAAAGUUGAGUCAAGUGUAGAAAGAAUGGAAGCAAAUGUUGCUCUCCUACCCAAUGGUCCUUUAAGGAGAUCCAGACGCAAAACUACAUUGUUUUCCUCCGCUGCUCAUGAUGAUAGGGAGUUUAGAAUUUGUGAAGCUGCUGGAACUGUGAAGCAAUCAACAGCUGCUGGAACAGUGAAGCAACCAGUUCCUGACAAGGGUGCCAAUGUGUCUCAAUCUCUAAGGCGUUCUAGUCGGAAUGCUUGUGAAAAGAUACUAACAGAAGCCACUGGGGACAUGUGUGGAAUUGCCAAUGGUGUUAAAAAGGAUGGUCUUGUGAAGCAAAUACAAGAGCCAACAUAUGAGAAGGAAAGUUCAUUAAUUGUGCAUGAUUCUUUAAAUAAAAGCCCACAAAGACGAUCCUCACGUAUUCUGUCCAAAAGUGGCUUGGUUGCACCUACAGGACGCACUGGUAUAGCUGCUGGAAAGAACAAAAAGAGUGAAUCUAGGAUGCCAAUUAUAAAGGAAAAGGUCUCGUUUGCUAAAAUCAAUUCACCCCUUGAAGAAAAUCCGAGUAUAGAUAUUAGAUUGAAUAUUCCAGAAGCUUCAGGAAAUGAGAACAAUACUGAUUCUUUCUGCAGCAAAGGUCUGGAAAGGUCAAGCAAGCAGAGGAAGGGAUCAAGCAAGCAGAGGAAAGGAUCAAGCAAGCAGAGGAAGGGAUCAAGCAAGAAGAGGGAAUCUGCUGGAAGGGGUCAGCCUGUUUAUGAUGAAGUAUCUACUGCAUAUUCUAUCAUGGAGAAGGCCAUGGACAUUUCAGGUCAUCUGAAGGACAAUCAGAUCUCAGAAUCAAUGAAGUUUCAAGGUAUAUCUACAGUGCAGAAGCCUCAGAAUGUGACAGAACCCCUGACUAACGAGAUGGAAAAUAGCAUCCCGGAUAACACUACUGCAUGUGAUAUGGAUUAUCAUUCUUAUCUGUCUUUGAACAAAGGUCAUACUGGCCAUGCUAUUGCAGUUGAACAAAACCCAGUAGAAUGUCCAGAUAAGUUCAGCAAUGUCGUUUCUUCCAAAGUUACCUGUCCAAGUGAUGGCCACUCACCUACCUAUCAACCAGACUGUGAAGGUGAAUGUUCCAACCUGUUGGACUUGAAAAAUGGAUUGGAAACAGAUGAGUCAUUAACUGUUAAAACCUCAAACCAAAGGAUUGAUGUGGUGGAUGAUCAGUUAGAAGGUGGUAGCAAAGUUAGUGUUACUGAGGUUCAAAACUUAGUUCAAUUGGAUGCUAGGGGGAUUGAUCAACCAGUACUUGUAGAACAAGUUCUUGAGGAUCAUCUAACUGAACUUGGUGAAAAUAAGGAGUCAGACAGCAAUAAUGCAAAGUCCUCUGAAUUAGUAGAAGAAAUAUGUGCUUUCAGUUCUUGUGACAGAGAAGAAACGGUUCAGGUUGAUGUAGGUUCUACUGCUGAAACUAGUGCAGAGACAGAUGGAGUCAUCCAUCUGGGUAGAAUUGUUCUCAGUGAUACUGCUGUAACUCUGUCCAAAUCUUCACUAGUAAAGGAAGCUACUGAUUCUUGCUGCAGCAAAGAAGCUGUUGAAAAAUCAAGCAAUAAGUGGGAAUCUGCUGCAAUGGGUCAGCCUGUUUGUUUUGAAGUAUCUGCUGUACAUUCAAGCAUAGAGAAAACCAUGGACAUUUCAGCUCAUCUGAAGGAAGAUCAGCUAUCAAAGUAUAAUAAUUUACAAGGUAUAUUUACAGUCCAAAACGCACAGAAUGUAAUGGAACCCGUGACUAAUGUGAUGGAAAAUGUUAUGGUAGAUAGUGGAUUGAAUGUCCCAGAGAACGCUACUGUACGUGAUAUGGAAGAUAAUUACUAUCCGUCUUUGGACAGAGGUGAUAGUGGUCAUAUUAUUGCAGUUGAACAAACCUCGGAAGAAUGUUUGGAUAAGCUCAGCAAUGUCGGUUUUUCCAGAUUGACCUGUCUAGGUGAUGGUCACUCACCUACCUGUCAACCAGGUUGUGAAGGUGAAUGUACCAACCUGUUGGACUUGAAAGGACUGGAGACAGAUGAGUCAUGGACUGUUAAGACGUCACACCAAAGAAGUGAUGUGGUGGAUGACCAGUUAGAAGACGGUAGCAAAGCUAGUGUUCCUGAGGAUCAUAACUUAGUUCAAAUGGAUGCUAGAGGGAUUAAUCAACCAGUACUAGUUGAGCCAGUUGUUGAGGAUCAUCUAACUGAACCUGAUGAGAAUAACGAGUCAGACAGAAAUACUGCGAAAUCCACUGAAGUAGUAGAAGAAACUAGCGAAGAGACAGUUGGAGAUAUCCAUCUGGAUAGAAUUGUACCCAGUGGUACUGCUGUAACCCCGCCCAAAUCUUCACUACUAAAGCAAGAAGGAGAUCAACUUGAAAAUCAAUUCAAAUCACCAGUUGAAGGCGGAAGUAUUUGUGAAAUAGAUGAGGCCUUGUUAUAUGGAAGCAAAAACCAAAAUUUAUCCUUUGAUGAGGUUGAUUAUCUGGAAGACGACACAGUGGCAGCAAGUAAAAUUGAAAGUUCUAUGGGUGCCAUCGUCGUUGAAACAGAGGCAAUAUCUCUUUCUGAUUGUGCUUUGGCAAAAAUGCAACAUAGAAAUGAGAACAUUCUUAAAGAAGUUACUUCAGAGAUGAAGAGACAUCCUUCCAUUGCUUCAGAUGACAGUAUGCACAUGGAUGGCAAUGCUGAUAUGGAUGAUAAUGUUGGAACACUGGAUGGUGGUAUGAAUUCUCUAAAUGUGAGUUCAAAAACUGAGAUAAGUUCAGACAAUAUUGGUGAUUUCUUAGUCAGAGAUGAGCUGACUGAUCUGAGUUGCUGUGAUCAUGGCAUUAUUUUGGGCAAUGCUGGUGUGAGUAAUAGCGUGGCACAAAGCAUACCUGGCUUGGCUGACACAGAUGGAAUAGUUGGAACUGAAAGUAUUACACAAGUCAAACUAUGUGCUGAUAACUCUUGUGCCAAACCUCAAAUGUAUUCAGGAAAUCUAAGUGGAUUAAAUGAGAUUGAGGGUAAAAAAAACAAUGCCAAAGAAAAGGAGAUGACCUAUGAGGAUAGAGAAGGAGAUCAACUGAAAGAUAAAUUCAAAUCACCAGUUGAAGGCAGAAAUAUUCAUGAAAGAAAUCAGGCCUUGUUACAUGGAAGCAAAAAUCAGAAUUUAUACUUCGAAGAGGUCAAUAUUUUGGAAAAGCACACAGUUGCAGCAAAUAACACUGAAAGUUCUAUGGAUGCCGUGGUGAACGAAACAGAGUCGCGGUCCCUUUCUGAUUUUUCUUUGGCAAAAAUGCGGCAUGGAAAUGAGAACAAAUCCCCAGAUCCUUCAACUAUGGUGGUGUCAGUAGACAGUAAAGUUCAAGAGAGAGCACUAAACAAUGUUAUGCAAUCUGUCCUCCUACUGGAUCAAGUGAAGUAUGGUGAUCCUGGCAUACAUAAGGAAGUAUCUUUAGAGAUGAAGAGACAUCCUUCCAUUGCUUCAGUUGAUAGUAUGCACACGGAUGGCAAUGCUGAUAUGGAUGAUAAUAUUGGAACACUGGAUGGUGGUAUAAAUUCUGUAAAUGUGAGUUCGAAAACUGAAAUUAAGUCAGAUAAUACUGAUGAUUUCUUGGUCAGAGAUGAGUUGGGUGAUCUGUGCUGCUGUGAUCAUGGGAUUAUUUUGGGCAACGCCGGUGUGAGUAAUAGAGUGUCACAAAACGAACCUGGCUUGGCUCACACAGCUAGAAUUGUUGAUACUGAAAGUAUUACACAAGUCAAUCUAUCAGCUGAUAACUUCUGUGCCAAACGUCAAAUGCAUUCAGGAGAUCUAAGUGGAUUAAAUGAAAGUGAGGGUAGAAACAAUGCGGAAGAAAAGGAGAGGACUUAUGAGAAUAGGGGUACAGUUUCUCUUUUAGAAGGAGAUCAACUUAAAGAUCAAUUCAAAUCACCAGUUGAAGGCGGAAUAAUUCGUGAAAGAGAUGAGGCCUUGUUACAUGGAAGCCAAAACCAGAAUUUAUCCCUUGAUGAGGUUGAUAUUCUGGAAAAGCAAUCGGUGGCAGCAAAUGAUAUUGGAAGUUCUAUGGAUGCUCUGGUGGACGAAACACAGUCGGGGUCUCUUUCUGAUUUUGCUUUGGCAAAAAUGCAGCUUGGAAAUGAGAACAAAUCUCCAGGUCCUUCAAAUAUGGUGUUGCCGGUAGACAGUGAAGUUCAAGAGAAAGCAUCAAAUGAAGUUAUACAAUCUGUUCUCCAACCAGAUCCAGCAAAGUGUGGUGAUCUUGAAUUACAAGGCAAUGAAUUUGGAGUGCCGGAAAGAGUCUCAGGCGUGAAGGUUGUUGAAAGUCUCAAUGUUGGCAUUAAUCGUACGAGGACCUCCCAAGAGACUGAGGAAGUAAUUGAUCUGCUUAAUCUUAAUGAUAGGGAUGUCAUUUCUGGUGACUCAAAGGAAUCCCCCGGUUUUGAAAACUUGCAUCCCAUCUCUAUGGUUAAACCUGAAACGGGUGUCGAUUGCUCUGCUGAUUCUCCAGCUACCGAUUCUAGUCAUGGUCAGUGCUUAUUGCAUCAAGGUGAAGAAGCAACUGCAGAAACUAAAGCCUUGGAGUUAAAUGCUGCCUCACCUUUAUUUAGCAGUUAUGGGAUAAAAAAACUUUUCAGCGACGACAAAAUAGAUGGAUUUUCAAAAUCAUAUCCAGACAUGUCGAAAGUCGAUUCAGUGAUUGAAGAUAGUGAGGAUGUGAAGAAAGGGAAAGAAAGUGCUGUUGGUAUUGCACAAGUUGCUGCAGGGCAACUUACUGACCAUGAGCAUAAAUCUGAGGAAGUUGUGGAGCUAAAAUCUACUCUGGAAAUGGGUAUUCAUUACCCUGUUGGUUCUCCUGUUACCAACUUUUCUAGUUGUGGGGACAUCGAAAGAGAUGAAUUUCAGAAAUUAGAUGCAGGUCUGAGUAAAGCCAGUCUGAUGAAUGAAGUUGGUGAGCAUGUGAAGGAAGGUAUAGAAAAUGACCUGGGAAUUGCUCAAGUUGUUGCCAAGCAACACAGUGAUCAUGGGCAGAGAAUGGCAGAUGAACUUCUGAAAUCCACUCAUCCUCCUGUUUCAGAUGGGAACACCUGUGUAAAUGAAGGACCAAAGGAGAAAGGAAUCAGGCCUAUCAACCAAGUGUUUGUUGAUCAUGAGGAUAUUGAUGAGGCUGGUGAUAUUGAAUAUUCUAAUGUCUGGGCAUGUACAGGGAAAUCGGUAGAUGAUUUUGAGAUGAGUGGCAGCAAUCCUGGUGCUUUUGAUGCGCCAAUUGAUGUGCCAGCAGCAAACAGUGAUCCAAAUUACUUAAUGCAAGCUCAAAGUAAUGUGAACCCUGAUGUUGAUGAUACUAAAUUUUCAGUUGAGAGUGAGAUUGUGUCAGAACAGAAUGUAACUGCAGAUCAAUGUCCCAUAUCUGCAGAUUCAGUUUUGAGAAAAGACAAUUUGGAAUCACCUUGGGUAAGGAGUUGGGAGGCAGAUUCGGACAAAAGUAUCAGUAUUUCUUUUGCGCCAAGGGAGAACAAGACAGAUAGUCUGGUCCCUAGUCCUCCAAAGAGUUUUGUCAAUACUGUUGAUAUGAAGGAAAAUUUCAGAAACACAAAGAGCGACAAAGUUUCCAACCCAGCAGUGAAAACUUUGCAACCUAGGCCGGCAUUGAAGGAUCUCCAAAAGAAGUAGACCUAUUUGUGUUGGCCAUGGAAAUACGAGUUAAAGUGACCCUUCAUUUUCAGCUGAAGCAUACCUCAUGCAGAUCUUCAAGUUUCUUUUGGUAAUUUACAGUAUUGCUUGUAAAUGAACUUGUUAAUGGUACAGUUAGUUUUGUGGGGUCCAGUGUAAGUAUGGUGUUGUAUUGGAUUGCUUAUUUUAAAUAUGAGAAUGUCUAGCGACAAAAGUUUGCAAAUGCAAAUAUGUAAAGUUUGUUAAUGUGCGUAUA
Messenger RNA from Prunus mume (Japanese apricot), 7527 nucleotides. Lineage: Eukaryota; Viridiplantae; Streptophyta; Magnoliopsida; Rosales; Rosaceae. The record is from RefSeq and is a predicted model, not a curated record.